AUGGCACUGUUAACUCAAGCCAAUCACAGCACCACACGGUUUACCCUGCGUGGCUUCCCAGGGAUGGAGGCAGCGCACUGCUGGAUUGGCAUCCCCAUUUUUUCCGCCUACCUGUUUGCAGUGCUGGGCAACUGCACCAUUCUGUACAUCAUACGGACAGAGCCGAGCCUGCACCAGCCCAUGUACUAUUUCCUGGCCAUGCUGGCUACCACCGACCUGGGCCUCUGCAUCACCACCGUGCCCACCGUGAUGGGAGUCCUCUGGUUCCAGCUGCAAAAGAUCAGCAAACAUGGAUGCCUUUCUCAAGGCUACAUCUUCCACUCAUUAUCCUUCAUGGAGUCAGCUGUGCUCUUCGCCAUGUCUGUGGACCGCUACCUUGCCAUCUGCUUUCCUCUGAGAUAUGCAGCUCUGCUGACCGCCAGUCGAGUGGCCAGAAUUGGCCUGGUCCUCCUGCUAAGAAGCACCUUGACCUUAAUUCCCCCCCUGUAUAUCCUCCUGCACUUUCCCUAUUGUCCAGUUGCAAUCCUUUCUCACUCAUUCUGUGUGCACCAAGACGUGAUCCGCCUAGCAUGCGCUGACACAACCGUUACCAGUUUCUAUGGCCUCACCAUUAUCCUUUUCACCUUGGGCUGUGAUCUCCUCUUCAUCCUCAUCUCCUACAGCCUGAUCUUGAAGGCAGUCCUGGGCAUGAGUGCUGGGAAUGAAGGCCACCAGAAGGCCCUGGGUACCUGCAUCUCCCACAUCUGCGCCGUCCUGGUCUUCUACGUCCCAGUGCUCGGGCUCUCCAUUGUGCACCGGUUCGGCCAGCAUGCCUCUCCCCUUCUCCAUGUCAUUAUGGGCAACAUCUACAUCCUUCUCCCACCCGUGAUGAACCCCGUCAUCUACAGCAUCAAAACAAAGCAGAUCUACACCCGGAUCCUCAGAAUAACUUCUGCCUUGAAUCCUUUUGGAAGAAAAGGGAGCUAA
Molecule: messenger RNA, 966 nt
Organism: Eublepharis macularius
Lineage: Eukaryota; Metazoa; Chordata; Lepidosauria; Squamata; Eublepharidae
Product: olfactory receptor 51V1-like
Exons: 1
Coding region: 1-966 (321 amino acids)
Biological process (GO): G protein-coupled receptor signaling pathway
Cellular component (GO): membrane
Molecular function (GO): olfactory receptor activity; G protein-coupled receptor activity
Source: RefSeq, a predicted model, not a curated record